AUGAAAAAUAAUUAAAGUGAGAAUAUUGAUUAGGAAAGCAAUUUACAAAAUAAAAGCUAAUUAAUUAAGUCAUUAGUUAAACAAAUAAUGUAGGAAAGUAGUAAAAUUCAUAAAUAAAAAUCUAAUAUAAAAAGAUCAAAAUGGAAUUAAGAAAGUUUAGAAUUAUUUCAAAAAUUAUAUCAUAAUUUUUUAGGAGAUUUAAACAUGAUACACUCAUAUUUUUAAUAACAUACUGAAUUUAAAUUUACCAAAAAAUAAAUCAAAGUAUAAAUCUUUUUAAAUUAUGAUAGAAAUAGUUCUCAUAGUAGAUUAACUAUUUGUUUAAAUCUAAUUAUAAAUCUAUGGAUGAAGAAAUAUAUGCUAAGUACUGUGAUACUUAGUAGUACAUUCCUUCAUAAGAUAAUUAUUCUGAAGAUUAAGAAAAAAGUGUAACAAGCUCUAUAAUAUUUCAUUCAAGCAUUUUUUGA
Molecule: messenger RNA, 467 nt
Organism: Paramecium sonneborni
Lineage: Eukaryota; Ciliophora; Oligohymenophorea; Peniculida; Parameciidae
Source: the annotation of a GenBank genome assembly